Molecule: messenger RNA, 7018 nt
Organism: Dromiciops gliroides (monito del monte)
Lineage: Eukaryota; Metazoa; Chordata; Mammalia; Microbiotheria; Microbiotheriidae
Product: oocyte zinc finger protein XlCOF6-like
Exons: 7
Coding region: 501-2396 (631 amino acids)
Biological process (GO): regulation of transcription by RNA polymerase II
Cellular component (GO): nucleus
Molecular function (GO): DNA-binding transcription factor activity, RNA polymerase II-specific; RNA polymerase II transcription regulatory region sequence-specific DNA binding
Source: RefSeq, a predicted model, not a curated record
GCCGCGCCGGCCCGGCGAUCUGCUAGGUGAGUUGGCUUGGGCUCCGGCGCCUACAGGUGGGGAGCUUGGGGCCCGGAGCGAGUGACGCAGAUCGGCCGGCAGUGGACUGGGUGGAGCGGCCUCCGCUGGCGGCUACUCAGCGCUCCGGGAAGCACGCAACGUUGUUUGGUUGGAUCUGAUUGUUUAAGGGGCGCUGCUCCCCCUCCUCCAAGCUCCUAAGCCAGGGCUCUAGAGACGUGGAGUUCUGGCUUUGUCACUUACUUCCCUGGCUGUGUGAACCGGUGCACGAACGCAAGCCUCCUGAGGGUCGGCGAAGGCUCUUUUUUGGUCCUCUUACGCCGGUUUAGUACCGAGCCUAACCCGUGACAGUUGCGGGGUUAAAUCGUGUUACAUUGAAUGAGACGAGUUGGGUCAUCUCCCUGGGCCUCAGUUUCUUAAUCUCGAAGAAAUUCUCGGAUUCCUCAUCCAGGCUAAGUCCUCCUAAGCUGUACUUUUGGAAAAUGAAUGAAUUUAAAUGUAAAUAUCAGUACAUACCACCUGUGACUGUGCAUUUACCUGAGGAAAUCACCACAUCCAAGCUAGCUUCCUCUUCUGUGGAGGGCUUUGAAUCCAAAAUUGCAAGUCUGGUAGAAAUGUUUCUUGUAGAGGUAUACAGGUGUAAGCUUUGCCAGUUCACCAGCAGCAUAAAAAACAAAAUCAAGACACAUGUAUUUAAUAUUCAUGAACAGGAUGGAUACCAUCCCCGUUCUGAAUGCCAAGAAAUGAGUACAGAUCCAGAUGAAAAUGAUUCCUACAGUAUUGGAGAUGAAAUAAGUCAAGAAAACAAAGAGAACGAAGAGAAUCUGGAGAAAAUGUCUUUCCUGUUGCCCAUGUACAGAAUGCUUCAUAACAUGAGUCCUGAAUGCUGUGAAAUAAGCCUAGAUAAUCACAAUGACACUACCCACACACCCAACACGUGUGAUGUAAACACACUAUUUGAAGAAGAAUCUGGACAAUUUCAUCUGGAAGAACCCUGUUCUAUGGUAUCUAAUGCACUGUCCUAUUCACCAGACCUUUCUGAAUCUAAAAAAAGCAAGGAAGACGAGGAAGCCCAGUCUGAACAUCUAAUGUCCCUUGGUUUGUGCCGCAUUUCUAGUAUGAAAUCUCUAGGCAUGGAACAAAAGGUACCCAAAUUAGACACAAAACAGGAAAUGGGUAGAAGUCAUAAAAGAGACACUGACAAAAGUAACUCAUCUCAACCAUUGAAAGAUAUUUACUCCCUAAAGAGUGGUGAUGAAAGACAUCUAUGUGCCUCUUGUGACCAGCAGUUCAUGUCCAAAGAUGCCCUUGAAAUACAUGACAAAUGCCAUAAUGGAAAUCAAGGAUUCCAGUGUCUUUACUGUAAUUUCAGUGUGACUGAGUGGAAUUUAAUGGAGAAACACUUAAAAUCUCAUAAGCGGCUAAAGAGGAGCUACCGUUGCCUAACAUGUGAGAAGGUUUUUAUGACCCAAAGUGCCUGGAAAGUGCACAAGGAGAGUCACCAGGGGAGACGCAGCACUCUUCAGCACCCAGAAGGCAAGACAGAGCCUGCAGAAAACUCCUUGGCCUGCCAUCGUGAAGGUUUGUUUAAGUGCCCUCACUGUGAUUUUAUUGAUAGCGAUUGGCCUAAGGUCCACAAACAUCUGAAUAGUACCCAUGACUAUAAUGCCAACCCACAUCCAUGUACUGAAUGUGAAAAAAAGUUCUGCAGAAUAACAGAUUUGAAGAUGCAUAUGUCCAAACACAAGAAAGCCAGGGCCUUUCUUUGUUCAUUAUGUGACCAGACAUUCAAAUACAGACGUCAAUUGAGCAGGCAUCAUAAACAUGUACAUCAGAAACUGAAUAUAAAAGAGAGGAAAAAAAGAAAGAAAGCAGAGGUUAGCCUCAUUUAUUCAGGCACAGAAGCCACAGCCAGAACCAGGAAAAAUGCUGAUGAAUUUACCUGCAAAAUUUGCAACAGGAAAUGUUCCUCCAAAUUGGCCUUGCAGAGACAUAUGGGUAUACACGCUGGAGUUAAGCCCUUCCAUUGCCAGCACUGUGACUAUAAAACAAGACUGAAAGCUUCACUGAUGCAACAUACACGGAUCCAUACUGGUGAAAAACCUUUUAAGUGUGAAAUUUGCUCUUAUGCCUCAAUUGAUGCCAGUUCCCUGCGCAGACAUUUUAGGACCCACACACGGGAAAGACCCUACAAAUGCCAGCUUUGUUCAUAUAGUAGCAUCCAGAAGAAGAGCCUGGACCUUCAUAUACGGCGACACCAUACAGGGGAGACGUUUGGCUGUAGUUUUUGCUGCUACUCCUCUCCUGAUAAGCAGCUCCUUCGGAAACAUAUUAAAAAAUACCACCUCAAUUUGGAAACUCCAUUGGCUGACACUUAACCAACCAUGACUUUCCAUGAAAUCCAUAAUUUCCCAUGUAGAAGUCUUUCCAAAAGGAAUGCCAUUAUAAUAACAUUCUCAAAUCAUUAUCAGUUUCAUCACCAUGACCAGAGGGAGUACAAGACACUGAAGAGAUAAGGAUUUGUAGCUAAUUAUACAACUUAGUACUGGUCUACCUUAUAGAAUGCUUAGUAGGAGUGCAAUGUAGUAGAAAAACACCGCUGUUGGACUCUAAAGGGGCCUAACUUUGAAUAUAGACUCUGACAUCCAGUAGCUCUGGGAUCUUGAAAAAGUUAUAAAUCUCUCUGAGCCUCAGUUUCCUUUUCUGUAAAAUGGAGCUAAUACUUGCACUAUAUACCUCACGAAAUUAUUGUGAGGAAAUUGCUUUUUAAACCUUAGCUUGAUAUACAAAUGUGAGUUAUCUUUACAUAUAUAAUUCUCUACAGUUAGCUUCCUAGCCUGUUCUAAGUUCUAAAGUAUGUGCUAGAACUGGAUUAAGUAGCUCUUUCUCCCCUUUAUUACCUCCUGCUGCUUUCUGGGGUAGUUUGAAAGGAAAACAAGAACUAAUCAAAAUGCCAAUUUGGUAGUCUCAAACCCCAGGGCUGUAAUUUAAAGUAAUAAACAUUUACUAUUAGCAUGAAAGUAAAAAAGAUACUUAAGAACCACUGGCUAGUUUUGUUCUAACUUAUUAUUUAUUACAUGCACAUUAUUCACUGUUGCUCAAAUAGUGAAAUAGUAAAUGCACAAAGCAUGCUAAAGGAAACAUCCAAUAAAUCUGCUUUCACAAACUAAACAGUCUCAUUCCAUUAUAUAUUUUGGGUAUUUUUGAAACUCGGAUACAUAUUAUUUAAUUCUUAGGAAAACCAUCCAUCAAGACUAAAAUCAACAAUGUGACCAAAAAGAUUGUGUUUCUAUGGGAGUUCUAAUUUAUAGAAAGACAGAAUUUUGGAGUUGUUUAAGACCUCAGGAGUCAUCUAGUCCAACCCAUACAUGAAACCAAUCCCAUUGUAACAUAUCCAACAACUAGCCGUCUAGCCUCUCCUUGAAGACUUCCAAAGAGAGGCAGCCUACCUCCUUAAGGUUGCCUGUCCCACUUUUGGACAGCCCUAAUUGGAGUUGAGUUUUUCCUAAUGUCCUCUGUUUGCCUCUUUGCAUCUCCUGAACUGAACAAAACCUGUUUAAUCACUCUUCCAUAACAAUAUCCUCUUUCAACUAAUUAACUACAAUUUUAAUGCACCCCGUAUGGAUUCAAGGCCUUUUGUCAUUCUGGUUGGUUUCCUCUGGCCACACCCAGCUAAUCAACCCCCUCUCCCCCCAGGAAAAAAAAGCAAAUCAAAAUCUUUAUAGCAAUACACAGUCAAAGCAAAUUCCUACAUUUACUUUGUCCAAGAAAUGUCUUGUUUUGCACUGUCUUAUACCUCAAUUAGGAUGUGGGUAACAUAUUUCAUCAUCAGUCUUCUAGAAACAUGUUUGGUUAUUAGGUUGAUCAGAGUUAGUUAUUGAGUCUUUGAAGGCAACCAGCCUUAGUACACAUUUCAUCAUUUCUUUCUGAUUAUAAGAUGUAGCCAUGUGGUCGAAAUCCUCCAUUUAAGGAGGGGUCCCAGAACAGUCAGCUCCUUAUGUCCCACCAGGACUUCUCCAAGCCCCUGCUCCCCAGUUUUCAGUUUUUGUAUAUUAUCUUACUCCAUUGAGGAGGGUAGGUAUGAUCUUUCUUUUCAUCUGUAUUUGUAUCCCUAGUUCUUAACAUAGGGCCUGUGUCAGUAUUUUGCAGUAUUGUUAUAGUAGAAAUUGUUUUCCUGGUUCUGUUCAUUUUCACUCUGCAUCAGUUCCUACAAAUCUACCCAAGUAUCUUUAAAGCUAUCUUUAUGGCAAAACAGUAUUCCAUUACAUUUAUAUACUGUCAUUUGUUUAGUCAUUUCCCAAUUGAUGGGCAACCCUUUUGUUUCCAGUUCUUUGCCACGACAAAAAGCUGCUAUAAAUACUGUGUACAUAAUGGACCGGUUCCUGUUUCUUUGAUCUCUUUGAGCUAUAAACCUAGUAAUGGUACUGCUAGAUCAAGGAGUAUGCAUAAUUUAGUAACAGGUGUCUUGUGAUUCUCAUAGAAGUGUUUUGAAUUGAUUUAGUGUAGCUAAUCAGAACCAAGAGAAUGGUCUCUACUAUUAUAUUUUUUAAGUUGAAUAGAAUUUAAACAAUUUAUCCAUGAUCAACUAAUACCAGCUAAGCAGCAAAUGGGUAGAUAGCACAUAUGCUUGAGUCUUUUGUUGACAACUUAAUGACUUUUUUAAUAUAACUGACUUAACUAGCUUAAUAUAACUGGCUUACCUAGAAACAGAGUACAAAGAGCUCUCACUGUGUUAAUAGGCUACAAAUUAUUUGUGCAUUUGUGUAAAUGUGUAUAUUUACAUGCAAUAACUCAAAAUUUAGCAAUUUGAUAAAUGCACAAUUACUAUGUAAUCUUUCAGAUUUAAAGAAAUGACAUUAUUGAGUGUGUCACCCUCAAAUUAGCAUAGGCUCUAAUGCCCAUGUCCUUGCUAUAAACUACUUAAAGGUCAGAUAUCUAUGUAUUAAUAUGAUAUUCUGUGUACUACUACCUGUCAUUAUAAAGUUCUUUGUAACCCCUUCAGUUUCUGAGUCUACCCACCUCCUACCUCCUAAUGGCUUCCAGUGUUAUAGAGAUGUUAUUUUCUUACAUCUCUCAUCUUAAUAGUUGCAUAUUUGCUAAGACAAAUUUGCUCAUUUUUUAAAAAGCUUACUGAGUCAAAGAAGUGCGGAGAGACUUGAGGCAGGCAAUCCUACCGGCAGGCCAUUGAUUCUAAAGUCCUUAUUGCUGCUUUUAUGGGGGAAAUUGAUGAGGGUUUGGGGUAGGGGUUCUUCGGAAUUCCUCUUUAAAGAAUUACACCCUCUUGCACACAAAUCCAAUUAGAAUAAAAUAUUUUAUUUCGGCGCUAGGGAAAGGAAGCAAGAGAGAAGGCAUAGCACAGAGGUGUGGCUCUCUGAGAUACCCUUCUCCUUGAGCAGGAGACAGGCAGAUAGUUUUAUAGAGGAUGGAUGGUGGUCCAAUGGGGUGAUCAUCUGACUGGAAAGUUCCCUUAUUGGGUGGUGGGUUGGAAGCAGUCUGGUGAGGGGCUGUUGGUCUGUCCCCUCCUGCCACUUCGGCAGCAGCCACGCCUGAUAGGAUUAUCUUCUCAAGGGGUAGGGGAGACUGGAGUGAAGGGAGGUGGUCCUAGAGUUAACUCUGUCCAGAUCCUGUGCUGCUCAUCUCUUUAGGUGUGUCUGUCCUUUGGUUUAGUUUCAAGGAGAAGGUUCAUUGAUUUCCCCAGAAAACUUCUGAGGUACCCCAGACUCAUAACACUGUCAAGUGAUUAAACAUUGGAAAUUCGAUACAAUUUUAUUAAUUGAAAUGGCAUUAAAGAAGAUUCAUUACUUCCUUUGCCACUGUAUUCUAUGGACUAUGGAAUUCUGACAUCUUACAUAAAGCAAUAACUUCCUGUAUGUGUUGCCUCUCCCACCCCCAUAGAAAGUGAACUCCCUGAGAGAAGGUUCUGUUAUGCUUUUCUAUUUGUAUCCCCAGCACUUAGAAAAGUGUUUUACAAAUGGAAGCACUCAACAAUGCUUUCUCAGUCACUCCUUCACUCAUUCUUUGAAGGUGUCAAUGACUAAAUUCAAUAUGACUGAAGAAAACUGAAUUUGGUUAUCUUCAUAUGCGUCAUAGGAUCCCUGAGAAUAAUGGUUCUUAGGGGGAAAAAUAAAACAUCAAUCUCCCUUAUAUACUAAGAGUGUCAUUUAUUACCUACAUGACUCACAAAGAGAUAUACUACUGAGGCAGGGGGAUUGUGAGGCUCAAAGAGAUAAUAGAUUUAAAGCACUUUGUAAAUCUUAAAAGCACUAUAUGAAUUCUAGUUUUUAUUAUCAGUCUACAGUCACCAGGAUUUUGGUCUGGUCAUGACUUCAUUUCUUGAGUCUUCUACUGUACUCCUACUGAGUUCAAGCAAUGUUUAUAGAAAGUGAAUUUAGUACCAGUUUGCUGUUAUUUAAUAGGGUGGUGAGGGGUGAGGGGUUGGGGUGGCGGUGGGGAAUGUAUACACAAACUUUUAAAUUUAAGUUUAAUCUGCAACAUUAAUGAUUUCUUAAGUCUAGACAACUGGUAAAAUAAUUCAAUUCCUGACAUAUGGCUAUUGCUGUUUUUUUGAGUGGUAAGUGAAAAUAUUUAGCAAUCUGCUUUCAAGCUAGUUAGAGAUGCCUCCAGGAUACCUCUAUACUAAGGUUAAAGAGAUAUUUAUGAAACUCAUUGCACUCAUUAACUUCACAGAAGAACAAUACGCAAUUUAAAAACAUAAUAAGGCACGGGGAAGUGUACCUGAAGAAGGAGCUAGAAUAUUGGGCAGAGAAUUCCUUUUUGACAUCUUACUGAGAUAGGGAAAUAUAUAGUCCAUAAGAGAGAAGAGGGGAAAGUUCUGAAAUAUUGUCAUUAUGCAUUUUGAUUUCUUCAGAGUUUACUUUUUAUAUUCUCUCAGCAAAAUUCAUACAUUGUAACCUUUAGACAUUUAAUAGGGAUUUUGUCUGUAUGCUGGUAGAAGCUGAUAAUUUUUAAAAUUAAAGCCUAAGGUCAAAAUCAAAUAUUU